AUGCAUCCACCGUCUCUGGGUACACCUCUCCCCAGUUACAGAAUCGACGAUUACCAGCCAGAGGCCCCACCCCCCUGGGACAACUCGCCGCCUCCGCCGCCUUCACAGACAGAGUUGGGCCUUGCCCCAGAUUUGGCCCCUGGCACUGGCACUGGCCCUGGCCCUGGCCCUGGCACUGGCCCUGGCCCUGGCCCUGCCCCUAACCUCGCCGCUCGCCCCACCUCUGCCCCUGUCGCUGCCUCCGCCCCCGGUCCUCCCGCUCCCCCCCCCCCCCCCGCCCCUGCCCCUGCCCCUCCCGCUCCCGCUGCCCCUGCCCCUGCCCCUCUGGCAUCCCCCGGGUCUACGCCAAUCUUGCUAAUCGCAGGACUCUCUGUGCUUGGUUUGUUGCUGAUACUGGGGUUAUUAUGUGCUGUUUUCUUUAUCUGGAGAGCGAGAAGGAACAGAAGGACGAGAGGAAGAGACAACCCCUCUGCACAACCACACCAACCAGGAGCUUCACCACCUCCCACAGUCUUGGAAUUCCCACAUUUACCAAAAGAAUUUAAAGAUUAUGAAGAAUUACGCUCCGCAACAGGGGGAUUCUCAGAGUCAAAUAUACUCGGCCAAGGUGGUUUUGGCACCGUCUAUAAAGGAGUCCUCCCACCUAAUAAUAAAAUUGUUGCAAUUAAGAAGCUAAAGCCUGAUGCCACACAAGGAAAGCCGGAGUUCCUCACUGAAGUUGAGACCAUUAGCCGGGCCCAUCACAGACAUAUUGUUUCCCUGGUGGGAUACUACAUCGGUCCAGACGAAGCUCAUAAGGAGGUCAUGAUGCUUGUUUAUGAGUACAUCCCAAAUAAUUCACUAGACUCCCACCUGCAUGGUGCAGGCACAGAAACUAUAGACUGGCAAACAAGGAUGAAGAUUGCUAUUGGCUCCGCAAAAGGAUUGACAUAUCUUCAUGAAGGCUGUAAUCCCAAAAUCAUACACCGUGACAUCAAAUCAGCUAACAUUCUUCUUCUUGAUGAUUUUCAGCCAAAGAUAGCAGACUUUGGACUUGCAAAACCUUUAUCAGACACUGUUACCCACCAGUCUUUGCAACAAGUGGCAGGAACCGUUGGAUAUUUAGCUCCAGAGUGUUUGGCUGGCGGGAAAAUCAGUGAGAAGUCGGAUGUCUUCGCUUUUGGUGUUGUGCUUUUGGAGUUGAUUACGGGAGAAAAGCCUUGUCGACCUUUCGCAGAUGGCGCCAUCGUUAACUGGGCAAGACCUAAACUCUUCACAGCCUUGAACUCAAAAGAUCGAAACUUUGAGGCUCUUGCUGAUCCAAGGUUGCAGAAUAAGUACAACUCUGAAGAGAUGUUUCGGAUGGUUUCUUGUGCUGCAAAUUGCCUGCGCGAUUCAGCCAAUCUUCGUCCUCGAAGGAGCCAGGUAGUUGAUGCUUUAGAAGAAAAGAUUCCUCUGGAUAAUCGGGAGGAGGUGAGCCCACAAGGCCGCGGCGAACUCUUGCAUAUGCUUUGGAAAGUGAUAAACGGAGUUGAUGGCAGUUCCAGAGUGGGUGCAUAUUUUAACCGCUUUUUAUCCCGGGAAACUUUAGUCGAACGAUAUCGAUAGUAAAAUACGGAGUGAUAAUAAAAGUAAAAUUAAAUAAAAGAAAGAAGAGGGAGAAGAGCUGGGAUAUUAAUAAACACAGGUUGGAAUUUUCUUCUCCCAUAAUGGUCCAUGUCUGGGCUGGGUGUGGGAGUGAGGUUAGUCAAAUAAAAACCAAGAAUGAAGGGGACGGGUGUGGCUGGAAGCUGAGAGAAUUGGAUAAUCAAGAGAGUAUUAUUGGACCAAUGAAUUUGCGCUUAGGGCGGGCAAAAGUGAAGAUAUAUAUAGACAAAACACAAAGAAGACCAGAAGGAGUGUGGAAUGAUUUUGGACUUUUCUCCCUCUGCGUAUUCGAAUAUUAUCCAUUCGAAUCUAUGUAUAUGAGCAUAUUAUUCUACCGUGUUUCCUCUGUCUUUUGAUCGUUACAAUAUACUAAUAUAAAAGUACUUAAAAAAAUCAAAACUCUUUUUUAUCGGGUUUUUCAUUGGA
Messenger RNA from Neltuma alba, 2052 nucleotides. Its product is annotated as proline-rich receptor-like protein kinase PERK1. Bases 1 to 1587 code for a protein of 528 amino acids. Gene Ontology annotation, molecular function: ATP binding; protein kinase activity. The transcript has 8 exons. Gene Ontology annotation, biological process: protein phosphorylation. The record is from RefSeq and is a predicted model, not a curated record. NCBI's taxonomy places the organism in Eukaryota, Viridiplantae, Streptophyta, Magnoliopsida, Fabales, Fabaceae.